AUGCCAUAUGCAGCACAACUAUCACUACAAGAAGCAACAGGACCAACAAUAGAGGAAGUAGUCUUUCUACACGACCAUGUUCUACUACUCACAUUCCUGAUAGCUAUCGUAAUUACUGUAUUCACACUAACAUCAACUUCAACAAUAUUAACGCAUAAUGACCCAACAGAAGAAGUAGAACAAUUAGAAGCAGCCUGAACAGCUGCCCCUAUCAUAAUCUUAAUCUUAACAGCCCUGCCAUCAGUACGAUCCUUAUACUUAAUAGAAGAAGUGUUUAACCCAUACUUAACUAUCAAAGCAACAGGACACCAGUGAUAUUGAAACUAUGAAUACUCAGAUGAUACACAAAUCUCGUUCGACUCAUACAUAAUCCAAACUAAAGACCUGCAAAACGGCUCACCACGACUUCUUGAAGUAGACCACCGAAUGGUUAUACCAGCAAACCUACAAAUCCGAGUUGUAGUAACCGCAGAAGAUGUUCUACACUCAUGAACAAUCCCAUCACUCGGUGUAAAAGUAGAUGCAGUCCCGGGACGGUUAAACCAACUACCAUUAUCCACAUCACGGGUUGGAGUAUUCUUCGGCCAAUGCUCAGAAAUCUGCGGGGCUAAUCACAGCUUCAUGCCAAUCGCAGUAGAAGCAAUCCCCCUAUAUUACUUCGAACAAUGGUUAGUAUCAGAACAGUCACUAAGAAGCUUUUAUAGCAUUAGCCUUUUAAGUUAAAGAAGAAACAGAACCUUUCCUUAGUGAAUGCCACAACUAGACACAAUUUAUAUUUUUAUAGUUUAUCUGUGAACCUGACUAAUACUAACAUUAACCUCGCUAAAAAUUAAAGAACUAAUAAUAGUGACAUGCCCACUAGAGAACAUAAAAACAAUAAAAAUAAAACCAAUAAUAACACUACCAUGAUAAUAAACCUAUUUGAACAAUUUGCCAGCCCGGAAUUAAUAAUAACCCCAACAAUUCUUAUAUCUAUAGCAAUUCCAAUAUUAUUAAUCAACAACAAACCACGACUGAUUGGAAACCGAAUAACAAUAGCCAUUAUCUGGGUAAUAAAGACUGUAAUAAUUAAUAUAACAAACCAACUAUCAAAUAAAGGACAAAAAUGAUCACAAAUAUUGACUGCACUACUGAUCACAAUCCUAACAUCCAACCUGUUAGGGUUACUUCCAUAUACAUUUGCAUCAACCUCACAACUAUCAAUAAAUAUAGCAAUAGCAAUCCCUAUUUGACUAUCCACAAUCAUCACUGGGAUAAUAAAUAAACCAUCAAUCACACUAGCACAUAUACUACCAGAGGGGUCCCCAACACCGCUUAUUCCCUUUAUGAUCCUAAUUGAAACAGUCAGUAUUUUAAUACGACCAAUUGCAUUAGGUGUACGACUAACAGCAAAUAUUACAGCAGGACACCUACUCAUAACUAUAAUUAGCACGACCACAUUAAAUUUUAUUAAUGCACACAUCCUAAUAAGUACCAUAACCGGACUAUUACUUGUACUGCUAUCCGUAUUAGAACUAGCAGUAGCCUGUAUCCAAUCCUAUGUUUUUGUCCUAUUAAUUAUCCUAUACCUACAAGAAAACACAUAAUGAUCCACCAACUACACCAAUACCAUAUAGUAGACCCAAGCCCCUGACCCUUAACAGGAGCAGUGGGCUCAUUACUUACAGCCUCAGGACUAGCAAUCUGAUUCCACACAAACACCACCACAGUACUCAAAAUGGGGUUAUUAACCUUAACACUUACAAUAAUUCAAUGGUGACGAGAUGUAGUACGAGAAAGCACCUACCAAGGACACCACACAAAAGGUGUACAAAAAAACAUACGAUACGGAAUAAUUCUAUUCAUUACCUCUGAAGUUUUCUUCUUCUUGGGGUUCUUUUGAGCACUAUACCACGUAAGCCUAGUACCAACACCAGAGUUGGGGGCAGAAUGACCACCAACCGGAAUCACCCCACUAAACCCAACCGAAGUACCACUAUUAAAUACGGUAGUACUUCUAUCAUCCGGAAUGACAAUCACAUGGUCACACCACACACUUAUAUUUGGUAAUAAAAAGGAGGCAACGCAUGCCCUUAUAACCACCAUCAUGCUCGGCAUCUACUUCACAGCCUUACAAGCAUCAGAAUAUAUAGAAACCCCAUUUACCAUCUCAGACAGCGUCUAUGGCUCAUUGUUUUUCGUGGCUACGGGGUUUCACGGACUUCACGUAAUGAUUGGAACUACAUUUCUAACAGUCUGCCUAAUACGCCUUAUUAAACACCAUUUUACAACCACCCACCAUUUCGGAUACGAAGCAGCAAUUUGAUACUGACACUUCGUAGACGUAGUUUGAUUAUUCCUAUAUAUCUCGGUAUACUGAUGAGGAUCUUA
Molecule: messenger RNA, 2370 nt
Organism: Ahaetulla prasina
Lineage: Eukaryota; Metazoa; Chordata; Lepidosauria; Squamata; Colubridae
Product: cytochrome c oxidase subunit 2-like
Exons: 1
Biological process (GO): ATP synthesis coupled electron transport
Cellular component (GO): membrane
Molecular function (GO): cytochrome-c oxidase activity; copper ion binding
Source: RefSeq, a predicted model, not a curated record